AUGACAGAAUUGGCCUUCGCCAGACUGAGGACUAUUGUGCGCCUCGGCGAGGCGCUUGCGGUGGGUUCGGACUUUUUGCGGGGUAUGGACCAUACCCCCCCACCCUUUGGGCCGCGAGGCUACCAUACCACACCCCGGAAAAAGUUGGAACCCAGGGACGGGCCCGCCUCGUGGGCUGACGGCCUGUUUAGCCGCGCUAUGUUUGAGGGUGCGGCUGAGUUUGCCGCGCUCGACGCGCUCCGACCGUCGCUGACGUAUCCACAAGCUGCUAAAGACAUCGCGGACGCCGAGCGGCUGUGCACUGAUCAUCCAAGUUGGGUGAUGUCCACGCUUGAGCAGAUGCGACGGCGGCAGCGGACGCACGAGGGCGACCGGAGUGAGCUUGUUUGUGUCUGUGUGUCGCUCGUGCGUGUCGUCAUCAUCUGUCUUGCGUCCACCCAUACCGCGUUGUCGGCGCUGGACCUCCUCAGCCUGGGCGCCUCGUUCUGGAGCAUCCACGAGACGCGGCAGACGCACCAGAACGCCGUCCAGGUCGAUCGGGACCUGCACGUCCGUGGGCUCGCGGCUGCGGCCGAGCACCACUACCAGCAGCUGAUCGCCGAGCUGCUCGCGGCAGCCAAGGAGGCGGACCGCGACGUGUGGGAGCAGCGGAACGGGCAGUUCAACAACCUGAUGCUCGCCUCGAUCCUCAUGUUUGGCGUCGGCAUGUCGGCGAUCAUUGAGGGCAACUUUGACCUGAACGACAGUGGCAUGGCCGUGAUCGUCUUCUCCUUCUUCGAGGCGGUGGCGCUGUCGACGCUCUUCCUCUCGCUCGUCUCGUGCCUCCUCGUCUCGCGCCGCAUGUCCAUCUACAUGAUCUCGCGCACCGGCAAGCUCGUCGAGCGGCUGUCCUUCAUCAUCAAGUCUGCAGACAUGCUCGCCGCCGACGCGUCCAACAUCUCGUCGCUGCCCUCGCCGCGCAAGCGCGGGCUAGAGGGCGACGAGGAGGAGGCCACCUCUGUCGGUCGCCGCGCGCGGGCGCAGCGCCGCUGGAAGGAGCUGCUGCGGGCGAUCGACGAGCGGCGCGUGCCGGGCUACAGCACCGAGUUGCCAGAGGCGUACAACCGCGGCCAGCGGCUCAACUCGAUGCGGAUGUGUGAGGGGCGUGUGUGCUUCGUUUUCUAG
Molecule: messenger RNA, 1164 nt
Organism: Emiliania huxleyi CCMP1516
Lineage: Eukaryota; Haptophyta; Isochrysidales; Noelaerhabdaceae
Exons: 4
Coding region: 1-1164 (387 amino acids)
Source: RefSeq, a predicted model, not a curated record